This is a messenger RNA of Coniosporium apollinis CBS 100218, 1338 nucleotides long. Its product is annotated as acyl-CoA dehydrogenase. The record is from RefSeq and is a predicted model, not a curated record. Gene Ontology annotation, biological process: butyrate catabolic process; fatty acid beta-oxidation using acyl-CoA dehydrogenase. Gene Ontology annotation, molecular function: flavin adenine dinucleotide binding. The transcript has 2 exons. The coding region runs from base 1 to 1338 and encodes 445 amino acids. Lineage: Eukaryota; Fungi; Ascomycota; Dothideomycetes.
AUGAAUUUCUCCCUCCCCCCCGACCUAAUCGACUACCUCCACCGCCUCGACACCUUCAUAGACGCCACGAUUCUCCCCCUCCAAUCCCGCGACGACAACGUCCGCUUCUUCGACCACCGCCGCGAGCACGCCCGCACCGACUGGGACGCCGGCGGCCUCCCCCGCAAAGAAUGGGAGGACCUACUCAUGUCGUGCACGCGUCUCGCCGACGCGGCCGGCUUCUGGCGCUUCUCGCUGCCCCGCGAACACGGCGGCCAGAACGACAGCUCGGGCCGCGGCAGCAAUCUGUGGAUGGCUGUGAUACGGGAGCACCUCGCCGCGAAGGGGCUGGGGCUGUUCAACGACCUGCAGAACGAGCAUAGCAUCGUCGGGAACUUUCCGGAUGUGGUGAUGCUGCAGCAUUUUGGGAGUGAGGCGCAGAAGAAGGAGUUGAUUAAGGGCAGGUUGGAGAAGAGGGUCAGGAUUACGUUUGGGCUUACGGAGCCGGGCCAUGGGAGCGAUGCGACGCAUAUGGAGACGAGAGCGGUGGCGGAAAAGAGGGACGGGGUCGAGGGUUACAGGAUUGAUGGGGCGAAGAAGUGGCAGACGGGGAUGCAUACCGCGACGCAUUGUUUUAUUUUUGCGAGGACGAGUGGGAGGGAUGGGAGUGUGACGGGUAUUAGCUGCUUCAUUGUGCCGCGGGAUACGCCUGGGCUGGAGGUGGAGAGUUAUGAAUGGACGCUCAACAUGCCCACCGACCACGCAACCGUCUCCAUCAACAACGUCUGGGUGCCCUCCACCGCGCUCCUCGGCCCCCUCGACCACGGCCUCGCCGUCGCCCAAGCCUUCGUGCACGAGAACCGCAUCCGGCAAGCAGCCUCCUCGCUCGGCGCAGCCGUCUUCUGCAUCCAGUCCUCCGUCGCCUACGCCAACAAGCGCAAGCCCUUCGGCACGCCGCUCUCCCACAACCAAGGCAUCCAGUUCCCGCUGGUCGAGCUGCACACGCAAGCCUGCAUGCUGCGGCUGCUGAUACGUGAGACAGCAACACUGAUGGACGGCAUGCCGCACGUCGAGGUCGAGAAGCGGCUCGGGAAUAAGGUCAGCAUGUGCAAUUACUGGGCGAACCGGCUGUGCACGGAGGCGGCGGACAGGGCGAUUCAGGUCCAUGGCGGCAUGGGCUAUUCGAGGCAUAUGCCGUUUGAGCACAUAUGGAGGCAUCAUCGUAGGUAUAGGAUUACGGAGGGCAGCGAGGAGAUCCAGAUGAGGAAGGUUGCCGCGUAUCUUUUUGGCUUUGGCGGUCGGAAAACUGAGAGUCAGGGUAUCGAGGGCGCGAGGGGGACGAAGGAGAGCAAGCUGUAA